Molecule: messenger RNA, 2148 nt
Organism: Aspergillus calidoustus
Lineage: Eukaryota; Fungi; Ascomycota; Eurotiomycetes; Eurotiales; Aspergillaceae
Source: the annotation of a GenBank genome assembly
UAAUUACAAGUUAAGUAGUUAGAUAGGCGGUGUACAGCAUCCUUAUGGUUAAAAACCGUUUUUAUCCUUUUGUCCAGAUCGUCCCCCGUAGCCACGGCCCACCCCACGGGUCGACAGUCUGAAGCAUGGGGUAGACCUCUACUUGGCGCGAUCCUCGAUUUGAGCGUACAGGAUAUAGCAAGGCAGAACAUCGUUAUUCAAGAAUCAUGUCUUUAAACCAGAGAACACCGAGCAUGCUGGACGCCAACCCCACCUACACAAUCCGCGAAGAACCCAUCGGAACCCGCCGCGCCAUCCGCAUAGCAUGCAUGGGUGCCGGAUACUCAGGGCUCAUGAUGGCAAUCGUCUUCAACGAGAAGCUAAAGGGCCGCAGCGCGGAGUUUAUUAUCUACGAGCGCAAUGAAGAUCUGGGGGGCACGUGGUUGGAGAAUCGCUACCCCGGCUGCAAAUGCGACAUCCCCGCCCACAACUACGCGUAUAGUUUCGCGCCGAACCCCGCAUGGCCGAAUUACUAUGCAACGUCGGAACAGAUCCAUGCGUAUAUGCACGAUGUUGCGGACAAGUACGAGUGCAAGCAGUAUAUUCGGUUCCGGCAUACCAUUCGAUCGGCUGUUUGGGAGGAGGACAAGGGCAAGUGGGUGCUUGAGGUUGAGAAUGGUGAAGGGAGGUUAAGGGAUGAAGUGGAUGUUUUUGUCAAUGCGGGGGGUGUUUUGAACAACUGGAAAUGGCCCAACAUCCCCGGCGUCAACACUUUCCAGGGCAAACUCAUCCACUCCGCCCGCUGGGACCAAGAGAACGACUUUACCGGCAAAAAAGUAGCCGUAAUCGGAAUUGGAUCAUCAGGUAUCCAGAUCGUCCCCGAACUCGCCAAAGUAGCCGGUUCGCUCGAUAUCUACGCGCGAUCAAGCACCUGGAUCUCGCCCGCGCCGGGGAUCAACGAACCGACCGAAAACGAUCCCGAGAUGGACGACGAGUACAACUUUACGGAGAAGACGCUGGAGAUAUUCAGAGACCCGCAUGUCCUAAGAGAAUAUCGUGCCGCGAUCAUGGAUCGGCGCAGCUCGAAUUUCAAGCGGGCUAUUGCGGAUAGUGAGCUGCAGCAACGCGCGCAAGACCUGUUUCGGAAGACCAUGACCGAGCGGCUGGGAGAUAGUGACAAGGGCCGCGAGAUUGCCCAGCGGCUUAUCCCGGACUUUCCUGUUGGAUGCAGGCGCCUCACACCGGGGCCGGGGUUCCUUGAGGCGCUGACGCAGGACCAUGUCACUAUCCACUGGGAUGCGAUCGCGCGUGUGAACGAGAAGGGCAUCAUCACCAAAUCCGGCGACAACAUGCCCUUGAAUCUCAAGGAAUACGACGUGAUCGUCUGUGCAACAGGCUUCGACACCUCCUUCCGCCCCUCCUUCCCAGUCAUAGGCCGCAACGGAACGAACCUGGCUGAGAAAUGGUCCGAACCACACGUCCCCAAAGCCUACUUCAGCUUUUCCGUCCCCAGCAUGCCCAACUACUUCACCUUUAUCGGCCCCAACGCGGUGAUCAGCAACGGAUCGCUCGUGCUCGGCAUUCAGGCGACGGCCGUAUACAUCUACCGCUGGUUGCACAAAAUGCAGACAGAGAACCUGCACUCGUUCGAAAUCCGGCAGGACGUCACGGACGAAUACAACGAGCACAUGCAGACCUAUUUAUCUCGGACGGUGUGGACGCGGAAUUGCCGGAGCUGGUAUAAGCGCAGCACGAUCGAUGGACCCGUUGUGGCGAUUUAUGGGGGGACGACGUUUCAUUUUAUCGAGGCGGUUAAGGAGCCGCGGUGGGAGGAUUUUAGGAUCAAGUAUGCGGACAAGGGGAAUCGGUUCAGGUAUUUGGGGAAUGGGUUCACCAAGAGUGAGGAGCGCGGAGGGAGUAUCGGACGCACACAGACGCUGGACUUUGACGAGUUUUGGGGCUUGUUUGUUUUGCCAGAGAUUCACGAGUAGUCUUUCUUCUUUCAGUUAGUCUCUGUUGGAUGCAAGUAGGCACGAAGCAGUUCUGGUCAUCUGUCUUGUGAAAAACGAUAUAUGCAGCUAGUAUCUCUAUAUACUAGAAGAUAUCUGCUAGAUCCAGCAAAACUUCAUGAAAGAGACUGUUCUAGUGGGCAAAAAGGGUACCAUGACA